Molecule: messenger RNA, 2040 nt
Organism: Tupaia belangeri chinensis (Chinese tree shrew)
Lineage: Eukaryota; Metazoa; Chordata; Mammalia; Scandentia; Tupaiidae
Gene: TMCO6
Product: transmembrane and coiled-coil domains 6
Exons: 12
Coding region: 92-1573 (493 amino acids)
Molecular function (GO): protein binding
Source: RefSeq, a predicted model, not a curated record
GCCCUCCGCUGAGGCUGAGCUGUUGGUGCCAAGGCUUCGUCCCCAGGAUUCGCAAACGCUGAGCUCCUCGCGAGCUUCCUGGAGCUCCACCAUGUGGAGGCGACGGCAGGGCUUCCUCAGGCCAGUGGUCUGCGGGGUGGAGGAGCUACGGUGCCGCCGGCGGGAGCGGGAGGCAGCACUGAGGAAAGCGCGGAGGGAGCAGCAGCUGGUCAGCAAGAGGCUACUCAGAGAAGAUGGCCCGGAGGAAACUGGAGGGGAACGUGUGGCCGCGGUCCUCGGGGAAGCAGAGGUGCAUCAGUUCCUGCGGCUUGCUCAGAGAGGGACAGAGGAAAAGGAGCGAGAGCAGGCUCUUGUCAGUCUUCGCCGAGGCUUGCAGCACCCUGAGACGCAGCAAACCUUCAUCCGGCUGGAGGGCAGCAUGCGAACCCUGGUCGGGCUCCUGACUAGCAACCAGGCCCUGCUGCAGCUUGAAGCGGCUCGGUGUCUGCAUGAGCUCUCUCAUUCUGAGCAGUCAACGGUCGCUGAGGCCUGCCUGCCAGCCACUUCCUACCUCCUCACCUACCUCUCCGGUCACAGCUCGGACUUCAUAGAACUGUGUCUGUAUACACUGGGUAACCUGAUCGUGGAGAGUGAGGCUGUGCGAAGGCAGCUCCUGCCACAGGGCAUUGUUCCAGCCUUGGCUGCCUGCAUCCAGUCUCCCCAUGUGGCUGUGCUGGAAGCUCUUGGAUAUGCCUUGUCUCAGCUUCUGCAGGCUAAGGAAGCUCCAGAGAAGAUCAUUCCCUCCAUCCUGGGCUCCAGUCUCCUUCAACACAUACUGCAAUUGUUGCAACCUGGUCCAAAGCUGAACCCUGGAGUUGCUGUGGAGUUUGCCUGGUGUCUUCACUAUAUCAUCUGCAGCCAGGUCAACAAUUCCCUGAUCAUCAGCCAUGGGGCUCUGUCCACUCUGGGGCUGUUGCUAUUGGACUUGGCAGGGGCUGUCCAGAAAAUUGAGGAUGCAGGACUGGAGCUGCUGGCAUGCCCUGUGCUUCGGUGUCUAAGCAACCUGCUAACAGAAGCAGCAGUGGAGGACAUGGGAGGCCAGCUACAGCUCAGGGAUGAGCGUGUUGUGGCAGCAUUAUUUAUCCUUCUGCAGUUCUUCCUCCAGAAGCAGCCUAGCCUGCUUCCUGAGGGCCUCUGGCUUCUCAACAACCUCACUGCAAAUAGUCCUAGCUUCUGUACCUCCUUACUCUCCCUGGAUCUGAUUGAGCCUCUCUUGCAGCUGUUACCAGUAUCAAAUAUGGUGAGCCUAAUGGUGCUCACAGUUUUGUGCAAUGUUGCAGAAAAGGGUUCUGCUUACUGCCAGCGGCUGUGGCCAGGACCCCUGCUCCCCUCCUUGCUGAAAAUGCUGGCCUGUUCUGACACUGAAGUAGUAGCCCAGAGUUUGGAGCUGCUGCAGCUACUGUUCCUUUAUCAGCCAGAGGCUGCUCAGGCUUUUCUGCAGCAGUCAGGGCUACAGGCCCUGGAAAGACAUCAGGAAGAGGCCCAGCUCCAGGAUCGUGCACAUGCUCUCCGGCAGACAGCUCUUCACGGAUGACCUUCAUGGCACCUCAGUCCUUCACUGCCACCCCCCAUUCAGCUUCUUUGUCCACUUUCUCUUAAGAGAGUGAGGGCCAGCGGUGUGGCCUGAUGGUUAAGGUAGCCAGAUACCACCUGGCUGAGUACAUGUUGCGAGUCCCAGACUUGGUGGCUAGAGGAACAAACUGGGCAUGUUUCCUUAAAAUCCUGAAAGGAGGGAGAGAUGGAGAAGGAACUGCAGCUGCAGAAUGAGCAUUCUCUACAGGGGGAUUGCUCCCUCCUCUGUGUGUUUCUCUGGUGAGUGCACGCACAUUUAGAGAGAGAGAGAGAGAGAGAGGAGCCUUUGGAAAUUUAAGACCAAAAUGAGGUCUCAUGGUCUCUGCUCCCCCUUAGGUCAAGACAUUUUGACCCCAGUUCCUGUUGUUAUUGUUUCAGCAGAUGGUGGCUUUUGAUGAAACAGAAUAAAACUUUUAUUUUUAUAUUCAA